Messenger RNA from Onychostoma macrolepis, 4193 nucleotides. RefSeq lists its product as uncharacterized. The record is from RefSeq and is a predicted model, not a curated record. Bases 137 to 958 code for a protein of 273 amino acids. The transcript has 3 exons. NCBI's taxonomy places the organism in Eukaryota, Metazoa, Chordata, Actinopteri, Cypriniformes, Cyprinidae.
GCGACGGGCUGAAGUCCAGCGCUGAUAGCGGUGCACGGAUCAACACUUUGCUUCUCUCUCUCGCUGCUGUCGGUCACACACUCUCUCAGCAGUAACACUCACUCAUGACCAGGGCUGGACGUAACCAAUAAGCGAGAUGAUGGCGAGGCUGUGGGUUUGUCUCUUCCUGCUGGCGCACUUUCAAACCGAAGCACUUCCUGCCAAAAACAUCCAUCUGCUCGCUCCAGAGGAGCACAAACUCAUCGUGAACCUCGGACAGAAAGAGUUUCCCCGGGACUGUUACGAUCUGUGGCAGAGCUCUGGUGGUCAGGCGCGGGAUGGCCUGUAUCUGAUCCGCCCCGGAGACUCGCCCAUCGCCGUCUACUGCGCCAUGCAGGAGGGCGGCUGGACGGUGGUGCAGCACAUCACGGUCAACAGCAGCGUGGACUUCGACCGCAGCUGGGACGAAUACAAGCACGGCUUCGGAUCCCUGAGCGGGAACCACUGGCUGGGGAACGAGCACCUGCACCGGCUGACCUGCGGUCCGGCCCGGUACAAGCUCGGCAUCAAGCUGGUGGACCAGGACGCCGUGACCAAGACGGGCGAGUAUGAUCCAAUGCUGCUGGAGGACGAGGAGGCACAGUACCGUCUGCGUCUGGGUCUGUUCCAGGGCACUGCGGCCGAUGCUCUGACACUCGACACCGACAACUACCUGCACGAUAACCAGCGCUUCACCACCAAAGACCGCGAUAACGACAACUACCUCCAGAACUGCGCCCGGCUGGAGUUCCAGGGCGUGGCGGGUGGCGGCUGGUGGUACGACGCGUGCGCCGGCGCGAACCUGAACCGCAGGAACGUCAUCUACUGGCAGAAGGACUGCAACAAAGAGCACCUGUGCAAAUACGCCUGGAUGAUGGUGAAGCCCUCAGAGCAGCUCAAAGUGAUUCACUCCGGAGACUGUGUGAGAGACGAACUCUGAUCCACUCCAAAAAAACAGUCCAGUUAUCUUGAAUUAACCCUGCUUCACUCUGCAUCAGGAGAUUUGUGUUUGAGGGAAUAAAAGGAAUAAAAGAAUCUGACUCAAUUAAUAGAGUCAUGAAUCAGUAGAGUCAAUCAAUAGUCAUGAAUCUGUAGAGUCACUCAAUAGAGUCAUGAAUCAGUAGAUCCAUGGAUCAGUAGAGUCAAUUAAUAGAGUCAUGAAUCAAUGGAGUCUAUUAACAGAGUCAUGAAUCAGUGGAGUCAAUCAAUAGAGUCAUGAAUCUGUAGAGUCAGCCAAUAGAGUCAUGAAUCAGUAGAUACAUGGAUCAGUAGAGUCAAUUAAUAGUCGUGAAUCAGUAGAGUCGAUCAAUAGAGUCAUGAAUCAGUAGAGUCACUCAAUAGAGUCAUGAAUCAGUAGAUCCAUGGAUCAGUAGAGUCAAUUAAUAGAGUCAUGAAUCAAUGGAGUCCAUUAACAGAGUCAUGAAUCAGUGGAGUCAAUCAAUAGAGUCAUGAAUCAGUAGAGUCAGCCAAUAGAGUCAUGAAUCAGUAGAUACAUGGAUCAGUAGAGUCAAUUAAUCGUCGUGAAUCAGUAGAGUUGUUCAAUAGUAUCAUGAAUCAGUAGAGUCACUCAAUAGAGUCAUGGAUCAGUAAAGUCAAUUAAUAGAGUCAUGAUUCAAUAGAGUCAAUUAAAAGAGUCAUGAAUCAAUGAAGUCAAUUAACAGAAUCAUGAAUCAGUAGAGUCACUCUUUAAGAGUCAUGAAUCAGUGGACUCAAUUAAUAGCGUUGUGAAUGAAUCCCUCAGAGCAGCUCAAAGUGAUUCACUCCGGAGACCGUGUGAGAGACGAACUCUGAUCCACUCCAAAAAAAAAACAGUCCAGUUAUCUUGAAUUAGCCCUGUUUCACUCUGCAUCAGGAGAUUGUAAUAAAAGGUUGAUUUACACUGCAAAAAAUGAUGUUCUUUCACAGUAUUUUUGUCUUGUUUUCCAGAACAAACGUUCUUAAAUCAUGCACAUUUACUGUAGAUACACAAUGACAGAAGAUAAGAAGAGAAACUGAUCAAAAUGAAUUGAGAUUAUGAUUAAAACAAGAACUGGAGUCAGAAAAAUCAGGGAAACUAAUGUAUUUUUCUGACUCUAAUAUUUGUUCUUGUUUUAAGCCUCAUAAUGCAUUCAUAAUCUGAAGACUAUUUUCACAUUUUGUUUGUACCAGAAGAAUCAUUAUUUUAUAAUUGUCAUAAAGUAAUAUUUGUUUAAAACCAUAAAAACCAUAUUGCAUCUGAUCAGCAUCUCAGAAUGGUUUUUAAUGUUACCAUGUUAUUACUGCAUUUACCUCUUUUUAUUAAUUAAAAAAAAUUGAAUUUCAAAUUUCAAAUUACACAUGAACCACACCAAAAAAUAAAUAAAUAAAUAUGAUGCCAAAUAAAUAUUUGUCCAUAUUUAUGAUAAAUUUAAUUUGAAUGUAUCAUUGUAUGAAACUGUAUGAAGUAGAAUGUAUAAUAUUAUCAGUAUUAACCCCAUUGGAAUGAAUGGAAUUUAAUUAAAUUCCUUUUAUAAAUUAUGAUUGCUCAAAUUCAUUAAACUUACAUAUUUAUUUCGAACAAAACACCAAAACAACAUCAAUAUUACUCUGAAAAGUUUUCAAAUAAAAUAAAUUCAUUUUACUUGCAUGAAAUUUCACUUUCAGAUGAAAAAAGUGCCGAAUUUUUCAUGCUUCAGUGGUUCAUUAAUAAACAUACAUAUUCAUGUUCAUCAUCAAAAUUCAGUCCAAAAAUGAGUGAGAUAUGGGGAAAAGACCAAAUAUAUUUUACAAAAGUUUUUUGACACUAAUUUAACUCCAUAGAAAAUUUUACGGAAGGUAUUUUUGACACUAAUGGUGCUCCAUACAGUACAUACCCGGAUCAAAAUGACUCAAACACAAAAUAUUUUUUAAAUGGUUAUAUCUCUUAAAAUGUAAUAAUAAAAAAUCUGGGGGGAAAGUAUUUUGAGGGUCUUAAAACAUUUGUAAAGUUUCAUUCCCUUACUAAAAACUAUACAUUUUUUAGAAUUUUUUUGCAUCCCUUCUGGGUCAAAACAGAGCCAAAUGCUUUGUGAUGAUUAAGAAUAAACUCUUCAUUUUUAUAUAUUUUUCAGAAAAUAAGCUUCUCAAGUUAAUAUAUCUUGCCUUAAGAAUCUUUAGAUGUUUGUACUGGAAAACAAAACAGAAAUACUGGGAAAGAACAUAGUUUUUGCAGUGUAGUGAUGAAUUAUUAACCCAUUCAACACAUUAGAAUCAAUUAUCUGGAUCAAAUAUUUCAUUUUAUUGAAUAAACAUUAAAUAUCAGAAUUAUUUGUACUGAAGAGUCCGAAGGAUCUCGUGAAACUGAUAUAAAGUCACACAUGGCCACGGGUUACAGGGAAUGAAAGAGCAAUAAAGCUGACGAAAUAGAAAGUUCUGGCAUCUUUGAUCACUUUCAGUGAAUUGUUUCAGUGAGUUGUGAGCACCUAUAGAUGAUAAAAAAAAAUAAAAUAAAAAAUCACACAUCAUUAAAACAGUUUGUUUGACAUCAUCAACACGACAAAUAUCCAGAAUCAUCUUCAGAGUUGUUUCUGAGUCUCCUUCCGUCAGUAAAGCUCCUCUCUGUUCUUAUAAUGGCACAAUAAGGCAUCUUUAGCGGUACAAUCGACAUCAAGCCUUUGAAAUACAACAUUAGCCCUUUAACACUGACAAACAUGAGUAAAAUCAUCUCUGAUGGCUGUUUGUUCUGCACUCAUGAAACAUGUUCCUUCAUCAUAUUCUUAUGAUAUUGAUGUGUGUGUGUUUAUUUCCAUAAAGGAUUGAUGAAGUGAAAACAUCACAGAAUCCAAUGAUGAACUUACAGCGACUCAAACUAUCUUAUUAUUAGUUAUGACAGAGUUAAAGGAAUAAUUUACACCAAAAAAUACUUGUGAAAAUAUUAAAAGGAGGAAUUCACUGCUUGAGGGGUUUUUAAUAAAAAUUGGCUGUAAAAAUGCAAAAAAAAAAAUUUGCUGUACAUUACAUUGCUGUAAUAAUACAAAGCUAGUUGAAAAUCAGCAAAUUCAUCCGUUAAGUGAAUCAUUCCCUCCUCAAAUAUAGUAAAGAUUUGAUUUAAAGGAGCCAUUUUCAUGGUACUUUUGAGACGCGUUCAUGGAGCUUUUUGUCAUUUUUGGACAGUUUUUAAGUUGUUUAAUGUUUCUGAGAGAAGUCUCUCCUGCUCACAGAGGCUGCAUUUAUUUGAU